AUGUCCGAUCAAGACGUUAAUCCAAGCAAAUACAACAAAUUGCGAAGUACCUACAAGUACUAUAUCGAUUCGUAUCUUGCAUUGUAUCAGCUAAAAACAGAAAACGAAGGAGAAUUAAACAAGAUUUACAAGAUGAUCAAAACAGAAUUGAUCGAUUCAAAGAAAUAUCCACCUCAAAUAAUUAUGAAAGAUAUUUUACGUAUCAUUCCGUACAACAAUCGCUAUGCAAAGUCAUAUUUAUUUCUUGCCAAACUCAUUUACGAUGAAUAUCAUGUGGAAGAAGUCAACAAUCUCGAAUUUAUUCCAAACUUCCUGUUUUAUAAAGAAUAUGGAGUUAAAUUAGACAAAUCUGCCGAUUUUGAAAAAGAUCAUUCAGGAAAUCUCGAUAUUCAUGAAGAGAAUACAAUUUACAGAGCAAUUAUGAAUAAUGACUUAGAAGUAUUCAUUUCAUUCACUGAAAGAGAAGGAUUUGCUGUAAAUCAAACACUUAGAAGUAGUUUAUAUCCAUAUUCUUACUAUGGAUAUUCAUUACUUGAAUUAUGUUGCUACCAUGGAGCAGUUGAUUGUUUCAAGUUAUUAAGAACAAAAUUCAGUUCAGAAAUAACUCAAUUAUGUCUACAAUUUUCAUUUUUAAGGGGAAACAAAGAAAUCAUUAGUGAAUGUUUGAAAUAUCAAAAACCAUAUACGGAUUGCAUAGAAUAUGCAAUAAUUUCACACAACAUAGAUUUUAUUACAUUCUUGGUGAAUGAAUACAAUAUAGAGAUCAAUUUAGAAUAUUGUGGACUAUACAAUAAUCUUGAAUCCUUUUUAGUUUAUUUCGAUCAAACUAAUGAUAUAAACAAAUGCUUUGUUUAUUCAUCAAUGUUUAGUAUUCCGUCCCUCUUGGAAUACUUCCUUUCACAUGGUGCUAAUAUCAAUGGAAAAAAUAAAAAUGGAGAAACCGCACUUCAUACUGCAGCAUGGAAAAAUAGUAAAGAAACUGCUGAAUUUCUCAUUUCACAUGGUGCUAAUAUCAAUGAAAAAGAUAAAAACGGAAGAACCGCACUUCAUGCGGCAGCAUAUAAUAAUAGUAAAGAAACAGCUGAAUUUCUCAUUUCACAUGGUGCUAAUAUCAAUGAAAAAGAUGAAAACGGGAAAACCGCACUUCAUUUUGCAGCAUAUAAUAAUAGUAAAGAAACAGCUGAAUUGCUUAUUUCACAUGGUGCUAAUAUCAAUGAAAAAGAUAAUUUUGGAAACACCGCACUUCAUUCUGCAGCAUGGAAAAAUAGUAAAGAAAUUGCCGAAUUUCUCAUUUCACAUGGUGCUAAUAUCAAUGAAAAAGAUAAAAACGGAAGAACCGCACUUCAUACGGCAGCAUAUAAUAAUAGUAAAGAAACAGCUGAAUUGCUUAUUUCACAUGGUGCUAAUAUCAAUGAAAAAGAUGAAAACGGGAAAACCGCACUUCAUAUGGCAGCAGAGGAAAAUAGUAAAGAAAUUGCCGCAUUACUUAUUUCACAUGGUAUAAAUAUCAAUGAAAAAGAUAAUUUUGGAAACACCGCACUUCAUUCUGCAGCAUAUAAUAAUAGUAAAGAAACAGCUGAAUUUCUCAUUUCACAUGGUGCUAAUAUCAAUGAAAAAGAUAAAAACGGAAGAACCGCACUUCAUACGGCAGCAUAUAAUAAUAGUAAAGAAACAGCUGAAUUGCUUAUUUCACAUGGUGCUAAUAUCAAUGAAAAAGAUAAUUUUGGAAACACCGCACUUCAUAUGGCAGCAGAGGAAAAUAGUAAAGAAAUUGCCGCAUUACUUAUUUCACAUGGUAUAAAUAUCAAUGAAAAAGAUAAUUUUGGAAACACCGCACUUCAUUCUGCAGCAUAUAAUAAUAGUAAAGAAACAGCUGAAUUGCUUAUUUCACAUGGUGCUAAUAUCAAUGAAAAAGAUAAAAACGGAAAAACCGCACUUCGUAUUGCAAAAAUAUAG
Messenger RNA from Trichomonas vaginalis G3, 1956 nucleotides. Its product is annotated as Ankyrin repeat family. Lineage: Eukaryota; Parabasalia; Trichomonadida; Trichomonadidae. Gene Ontology annotation, molecular function: protein binding. The transcript has a single exon. Bases 1 to 1956 code for a protein of 651 amino acids. The record is from RefSeq and is a predicted model, not a curated record.